AUGCAAGAAUAUAGAGCUGAAGAAAAGAUAAGACAAUACAAGAGUGAGAUCUGCUAUAGAGCUAUCAAUUGUUUAUCCAAAAUGGGAAUAGCUAUCGCUGGAGUAGUCUACAGUAUCAGAUAGAUCAGCUUAUAUGAUAGCAACUAUAUUCCUUAGUAUGAAGAGCAAAAGUUUUACUAUCUCUUCUUGUCAGUGUUCCUAUUGAUAGAAUGUCUCGAUUAAUUUAUUGAUUUCUUCUACAAAAUAGAGAAUUGCUCUUUGAAAUACCGUGUUACUGCAAUUAUUGGGAGUGUUGUAAUCAUGUCGCUCUAAAUUCCUUUUAUUAUUUUCGGUGUGCUUAUGUACAUUCAGAGAGUCGAUUAAUCUUGGGGAGAGAAAAAGAAUAUUUUUGUGAGUUAUGAACUUGCUCAGAGCAAGACUAUUCCUAAUAUUUCAAAGCAAGAAAGGAUCUAAGUUGCUGGCAGAGACGCGAAUUAAUACAUUGAAAGUUUAUAGAUAGAUUACUUGAUUUUUUCAAUUAUAACUGCUAUUGGACUAGUUGAAAACGUUUGCUAAAUAACUUCAGUUAUCAUAAAAUUAGCAGACAAACCACUAAGAAGAUUAAUAGAAGAAUUAAUAUUUCGUUUGCUAUUCAGAGGUGCCGGAGUUAUUGUUAUGAUUCAAAUAUUCCUUCAUCCACUUCAGCUGUCUUUUUUCAUAGAUAGUAGGGAUAAAGGAGAAAUAAAUUUGUGGAAGAAUUAAUCUAGAUAUUCAAAAAUAGCGAGCUUUGAUUAAGAAAUAGGAAUAGAAAGAGCUUAUGCUCUAGUGAUUGCAGCCUUAGAAAUAAUGAUUGGAGUAUAUAAAUGCGCAUAAUUAGUAAUAGAUUUGAGAAUUUAAUAAAAGGAAAAUAAAAUUGUGUAGCUAUAAACAGAAAAGAAAAAUGUGUUAGAAAAUGGUAAAAAAAUCAAAGAAGCUGCGGAGAGAGAAAAUGAGAAGAAGAAGCUUAUAGAUAUAGAUACUAAAUUGGGAGUAGAAAAAUAAAAGCCUGUUUAGGGAUUUAAUGUGAUAAAAUUAAUUGAGAGACUUUGUACAUUCGUAAUUUUACCUGGUAUGAUCUUGUUUUUAAGCAUUCUUGUUUACAAUUUCAUCAAUAUAUCUUCAUUCACCUUCGAUGAACAAAGUGCUGUGUUUUUCUCAAGCAUUUGCAUCGAGUUAGGACUCGUAGUUUUAGUACUUUCGUUCCUUAUCUGUGCACUAUUGAUGAGAUGCUGUAUUGGAAGAUGA
Molecule: messenger RNA, 1263 nt
Organism: Stylonychia lemnae
Lineage: Eukaryota; Ciliophora; Spirotrichea; Sporadotrichida; Oxytrichidae
Source: the annotation of a GenBank genome assembly